AUGCAAGAAAUAUUCGGUAAACCAAUAGAUAAUGAAACGAGAUGUGUUCAUUGGAAUUCAGAAAAUGAUAUAAUUGCAAUCAAAUUCAAAUGCUGCAAUAAAUUCUAUCCAUGUUUCCAAUGUCAUGAAGAGACAACUGAUCAUGAAUUAGAGAAAUUUAAUAGAGAGGACGAUAGCGUCAAAACUAUACUAUGUGGUCAUUGUCAUAAUGAAAUGACUUUCAAUGAAUACAAACUUUUGCACUGUAAAUUUUGUCAGUCACAGUUUAACCCCUAUUGUAAAUUACAUUACGAUCAUUACUUCCAUUAA
This is a messenger RNA of Kazachstania africana CBS 2517, 309 nucleotides long. It is a transcript of the gene HOT13, whose product is annotated as Hot13p. Gene Ontology annotation, cellular component: mitochondrial intermembrane space. Gene Ontology annotation, molecular function: zinc ion binding. The record is from RefSeq and is a predicted model, not a curated record. Lineage: Eukaryota; Fungi; Ascomycota; Saccharomycetes; Saccharomycetales; Saccharomycetaceae. The transcript has a single exon. Gene Ontology annotation, biological process: protein import into mitochondrial intermembrane space. Bases 1 to 309 code for a protein of 102 amino acids.